GGACAUUACACAAAAAAAAUUGUUUGCUCUGAGAUCGACCCAGACCGUCCCACAUUGUCCACGUUCAUCUCUUCUGCUAACUGUAACGUGUCGCUGACGUCCUCCAUGGGGCCUAAAAUGACUACCAGCUUGCACUGAGAAGUCCGAGGCUUAUAAGUUCAUAACCACAUGAAUCCUGAUACCCACUUCAAAAAUCUCAACGCCCACUUCAAUUUGAACUGUAAACCAGAGUUGUGCAUCAAAAAUAGCAAGAAACAUCCCUGUAAUAAGCUUGUCUGAUUCACUUAGAGAUGGGUUCUUUGGAUGCAACAGCUCAGUUGCCCCCACUACUGACCCACUUGGAUGUGAAGGUGGAGGAGCCUGAGAUGAUUGUACCUGCUGAACCCACUGAGGAGUGUGCCCUCUUUCUAUCAAACAUUGAUCAGACAGUUGCUUAUGUUGUAGACACUGUGUACUUCUAUCCACCCAAUGGAGGGGGUGAGGAGGAGGGUGUUGAUAUUGUGGGUAAGCUCAAAGAUGCUCUUGGGAAGGUGUUGGUGCCCUACCAUUUCAUGGCAGGAAGACUGAGGCUUAAUGCAGAGAAGGGGAGGUUGGAGAUUGACUGUAACAGAGCAGGGGCGCUGUUUGCAGCUGCUUCAUGUGACCUCACUCUGUCUGACCUGGGGGAUGUUUCAUACCCCAAUCCUGCUUUCAGGAGCCUGGUUCUCCAAGCAAGUAAUGCCAAAAAAUUUGGGGACACGCCUCUGCUCAUGAUGCAGGUCACUACAUUCAAAUGUGGUAGCAUAGUGCUGGGAAUGUCUAUGAACCAUUCAUUAUUUGAUGGGUUUGGCGCAAUGGAAUUCAUGAUGAACUUCUCCUCUGUAGCACGGGGUCAGGAAUUGAUCACUUACCCAGUUCCUGACAGGACAUGUCUGAAAGCCAGGGAUAUUCCAGAGAUCAAAUAUGAGCAUUUGGAGGGCUUGAAAUUGAGUGACAUCCCAGAAGAGAUGAGGAAUUCUUUCACAACUGCAGAUGUAGCAAACUCAGACGUCUCCAGUGUUUCUCUUCCACCUGGUUACAGCUACAAAGUGUUCCCUUUCACCAUAGACAUGAUCGAGAGACUAAAGAAGAAGGCCUUGGAUGAUAGCAAUCUAAAGAAGUGCUCUUCAUUUGAUGUCAUUGCAGCUCUAGUAUGGCAGGCUCGAACGAAGGCCAUUGAUUUGCCUUCUGAUCAACCUUCUAAGAUGUUUUUCGCUGUGGACAUUCGUUCAAAAAUGGAUCCUCCAUUGCCAAAGGGAUUUGCAGGAAAUGCUGUUUUCUGUGCAUAUUGCAUUGAACCAGCAGGUGCAGUGAGAGAGAAGCCGCUAUCCUUCUGUGUGGAAAAAGUCCAGGAAGGCAUAUCCAGAGUCACAAAUGAUUAUGUUCGGUCAUCCAUGGAUUUCUCUGAGACUUACAAAUCAAUUCCAGCACUACCAGGUGGCAUAUUUCUAUCUGCAUGGUGGAAAAUCCCAUUUUUUCUUGUUGAUUUCGGAUUUGGAAAGCCUAUCUAUGCAGGACCCAUUGUGAAUGCUAUGGUGGAGUUUCCCCUCCUACUCUCUAAUGGAAAACAAGAUGGUGGUCUGAACCUCUACAUUGCUCUACCCAAUGAUCAGCUGGACAAAUUUGAGCAAAUUGUCUAUGAUUUUUAGCCUUGAAUCCAGUUGAAUUGACAUCAACUGAACAAAUUUGAGCAAAUUGUCUAUGAUUUUCAGCCUUGAAUGCAGUUGGGUUAAUAUCACUUUCACCAAACUGUAGUUUUGAAGUAGGACAGUCUGUGAUGUUUUGUUAAUAGGGUUUUCUAAGAUAUUCUUAGAACAUGAAUUAGUUUUAUUCUUAGAACAUGAAUUAGUUUUAUGCAGGGUUCUUACCAUUGCAAUCUCAACCCAUAUAUUGUAGUGAAAAUUCUCCAAAAACUCUUUUAAUUCAGUUUCAAUCUGGUAAAUAAAUGUGUUUAUUCAACUCCUA
Cryptomeria japonica (Japanese cedar) is the source of this 1983-nucleotide messenger RNA. RefSeq names its product omega-hydroxypalmitate O-feruloyl transferase. Gene Ontology annotation, molecular function: acyltransferase activity, transferring groups other than amino-acyl groups. Bases 291 to 1667 code for a protein of 458 amino acids. The transcript has 3 exons. Lineage: Eukaryota; Viridiplantae; Streptophyta; Pinopsida; Cupressales; Cupressaceae. The record is from RefSeq and is a predicted model, not a curated record.